Messenger RNA from Maylandia zebra (zebra mbuna), 1476 nucleotides. Lineage: Eukaryota; Metazoa; Chordata; Actinopteri; Cichliformes; Cichlidae. The record is from RefSeq and is a predicted model, not a curated record.
AUGGUGGCGAAGCUAAUGAUCCUGUUCCUCCUUUGUCACGCUGCAUCUGCAGGUAAGAUAGUGAGCCAUAUGCUGAAGUAUUUUGGCACUGGAACCUCUGGAAACCCAGACAUCGCAGAAUUUAUGUUUGUUUUAGAAGUUGAUGACACAGAGGUGCUUUAUUGUGACGCCAGCAAGAAGAUAGUAGAACCAAGACAGGACGGUGUGAAAAAAAUGCUUGAUGACAACCCUGGCGCACUGGGGGAGUACACUCAACAGUGUUUUGAGCAUCAGCCAGGCAUUUACCAAAACUCGAUUUCUAAUUUAAAGCAGCUGUUAAACCAAAGUGGAGGUGUUCACAUUUUACAGUGUAUGAUUGGCUCUGAAAUGAAUGAAAACUCUGGAGAGGUAAAAGGUUUUUUACAGUUAGGUUACAAUGGAGAAGGCUAUUUGGAAUUUGAUCUAAAGACAAUGACAUGGAUCCCACUGAAACCAGAGUUUAACAUUGUCAAACAGACAAUGGAUGGUGACAGAAAUCUAAUUAAUUACCUUGGAAACCUCUUCGGUACAAUUUUUCUAGAGAGAUUGAAGAUGUUCUUGGAUUAUGGGAGCAGCUCCUUGAACAAAACAGUUCUUCCCCCAAUGUCUCUCCUCCAGAAGACUCCCUCCUCUCCAGUCAGCUGCCAUGCUACAGGUUUCUACCCUGACAGAGCUGCUUUCUGGAGGAAAGAUGGAGUGGAGAUUCAUGAAGGUGUGGAUCCUGGAGAGAUCCUCCCCAACAAUGAUGAGACCUUCCAGAUGAGUGUUGAUCUCAAUAUUUCAUCAGUCACACCUGAAGACUGGAGGCGAUACGACUGUGUGUUUCAGCUCUCUGGUGUGAGCGAGGACAUCAUCAUCAAACUGAAUAAAACAAUUAUCAAAACGAACUUGGUGAACAACAAAACACAUAUUGAUGCAGAGUUGCCCAUCAUUAUUGCAGCCUUUGUUCUUGUUUUGAUCAUCAUUGUUGCCAUUGGAAUUGUUGCUUACAAAAAAAAGAAAGAGAUCUGGUACAGAAUCACCGGACUCAGCACAGAGAUUGGCUACAGAAUCACCAGACUCUGCACAGAAAUUGGCUACAGAAUCACCGGACUCUGCACAGAGAUCUGGUACAGAAUCACCGGACUCAGCACAGAGAUUGGCUACAGAAUCACCAGACUCAGCACAGAGAUUGGCUACAGAAUCACCAGACUCUGCACAGAAAUUGGCUACAGAAUCACCGGACUCUGCACAGAGAUCUGUGGUUCAAAUGGUGGCUUUGAAACUGCCAUCAGCACCAGGGAUAAAUCCCACGUGCGGAGUCUCCUGGUCCCUCAGGGAGAAAUACAGUGGACACUGAGCAUUCUCCCUCGAGGCAAACAGAUCGACCUGUGGCUGGCCAAAGCGGGUCCAGAUUUGGGUCACCACAUGUGGGUGCAGGGUCCAGUCCCCGUACUGCGGGUUUCCCCUGGACAUUAA